Molecule: messenger RNA, 552 nt
Organism: Dromaius novaehollandiae (emu)
Lineage: Eukaryota; Metazoa; Chordata; Aves; Casuariiformes; Dromaiidae
Product: olfactory receptor 14C36-like
Exons: 2
Coding region: 1-552 (183 amino acids)
Biological process (GO): G protein-coupled receptor signaling pathway
Cellular component (GO): membrane
Molecular function (GO): odorant binding; olfactory receptor activity
Source: RefSeq, a predicted model, not a curated record
AUGGCCUAUGACCGCUUUCUUGCCAUCUGCAGACCCCUGCACUACGGGACCCUUAUGGGCAGCAGAGCUUGUGUCAAAAUGGCAGCAGCUGCCUGUGCCAGUGGGUUUAUCAAUGCUGUGCUGCACACUGGGAACACAUUUUCAAUACCACUUUGCCAAGGCAACACAGUGGACCAGUUCUUCUGUGAGGUCCCCCAGAUCCUCAAGCUCUCCUGCUCAGAUGCCUACCUCAGGGAAACUGGAGUUCUUGUGGUUAGUGUUUGUUUAGUCUUUGGGUGUUUCAUUUUCAUUGUGCUGUCCUAUGUGCAGAUCUUCACUGCUGUGCUGAGGAUCCCCUCUGAGCAGGGCCGGCACAAAGCCUUUUCCAUGUGCCUCCCGCACCUGGCCGUGGUCUCCCUGUUUGUCAGCACUGACAUGUUUGCCUACCUGAAGCCCCCCUCUGUCUCCUCCACAUCUCUGGAUCUGGUGGUGGCUGUUCUGUACUCGGUGGUGCCUCCAGCAAGUCCUGACUCUCGGCACAAUGGCAUGGGAGACCUUCUUGGUGAAGACUGA